CCUGUCGCGCGCGGGGGGGUUGUUUCUGGCUCCUCCAGAGUUGCCGCCGCCGCCGCCGUUGCUGCUCCUCCUCUCCCAGUCCUGGGUGUCCCUGGCGCCGCUGCAGCCGCUCCUUUACGGUCUGUAUGAGGAGGAGGAGGAUGUGAAGAUGGCGGAGCUGCAGAUGCUGCUGGAGGAGGAAAUCCCGGGGGGCCGCCGGGCCCUCUUCGACAGUUACACUAACCUGGAACGGGUGGCUGAUUACUGCGAGAACAACUACAUCCAGUCAGCAGAUAAGCAGCGAGCCCUAGAAGAAACCAAAGCUUACACUACACAGUCGUUAGCAAGUGUGGCCUAUCUGAUAAAUACCUUGGCCAACAAUGUAUUGCAGAUGCUGGAUAUCCAGGCUUCCCAGCUAAGAAGGAUGGAAUCUUCAAUCAAUCAUAUUUCACAAACUGUUGAUAUUCAUAAAGAGAAAGUUGCAAGAAGAGAAAUUGGUAUUUUGACUACUAAUAAAAACACUUCAAGGACACAUAAGAUUAUUGCUCCAGCUAACCUUGAAAGACCAGUUCGUUAUAUUAGAAAACCUAUUGACUAUACAAUUUUAGAUGAUAUUGGACAUGGAGUAAAGGUGAGUACCCAGAACAUGAAGAUGGGUGGGCUGCCUCGUACAACACCUCCAACUCAGAAACCCCCCAGCCCCCCUAUGUCAGGGAAAGGGACGCUUGGGCGGCACUCCCCCUAUCGCACACUGGAGCCAGUGCGUCCUCCAGUGGUACCAAAUGAUUACGUACCUAGCCCAACCCGUAGUACGGCUCCCUCGCAGCAGAGCCCUGUGAGGACAGCUUCUGUGAAUCAAAGAAAUCGAACGUACAGCAGCAGUGGGAGUAGUGGAGGAAGCCACCCAAGUAGUCGGAGCAGCAGUCGGGAGAACAGUGGAAGUGGGAGUGUGGGAGUUCCCAUUGCUGUCCCGACCCCCUCUCCUCCCAGUGUCUUUCCAGCCCCUGCUGGCUCUGCUGGUACUCCUCCCCUUCCUGCUGCUUCCGCACCUGCCCCUGCCCCUCUUGUGCCUGCUACUGUCCCUUCCUCCACUGCCCCAGAUGCUGCUGCUGGGGGUGCCCAGGUCCUUGCUGAUGGCUUCACUUCUCCUACUCCCCCUGCUGUUUCUUCCGCUCCCCCUGCAGGUCAUCCUGUUCAGUUUUACAGUAUGAAUAGACCUGCUUCUCGCCAUACUCCCCCAACAAUAGGGGGGUCGCUGCCCUAUAGACGCCCUCCUUCCAUAACCUCACAAACAAGCCUUCAGAAUCAGAUGAAUGGAGGACCUUUUUAUAGCCAGAAUCCAGUAUCUCUUGCUCCUCCUCCUCCCUCCAUCCUACAGGUAACUCCCCAGUUACCUUUAAUGGGAUUUGUGGCCAGAGUCCAAGAAAAUAUUUCAGAUACACCACCUCCACCACCACCUGUGGAAGAACCAGUGUUUGAUGAAUCCCCUCCUCCACCACCUCCCCCCGAAGAUUAUGAAGAGGAGGAAGCUGCUGUGGUUGAGUAUAGUGAUCCUUAUGCUGAAGAAGACCCACCAUGGGCCCCAAGAUCUUACUUGGAAAAGGUUGUGGCAAUUUAUGAUUAUACAAAAGACAAGGAAGAUGAGCUGUCCUUUCAGGAAGGAGCCAUUAUUUAUGUCAUCAAGAAGAAUGACGAUGGUUGGUAUGAGGGCGUUAUGAAUGGAGUGACUGGGCUCUUUCCUGGGAAUUACGUUGAGUCUAUCAUGCAUUAUUCUGAGUAAUACUCAGCAGGGCUCUAUUUCCCUCCCAGAAUAGUCAGGUCUUCCCAGAUUAUGAAAAGGCCCUGGGGAUUCCCCCUCCAAUGAAAUGAAUGAAGGAUACAAAUGAUAAAAACUACUUAAGUUUUUGGUUUAUCCCCCAGUAUUAAACAAAAAGCAAGCCGAGGCUGGAUAAAUGGAACUUGCUGCCUUCACUUGUACUACGCUGAGCUGUCUGGAUUGAAAUAAAGUGAGCAUUUUUGAAUGUCAGAGCAUACCUAUGUGAAACGAAUCAGGUUAAUACUGAUUCAGAAAAGCAUCUGGGAUCUUUCUCAGGAAUACUGUACACUCUUGGGAUUUCUCCUCCUGCAGAACCUGUGGCAUUGGAUGUUUUCAGUGCCUGUGCGAAGGGGUUAGCCUCUCGGUCAAGUGUGUACCCCAGCUCCACUUUCUUCCAGUUGUGUGAGGAGGGGACUGAUAUUUAAAAAUCAUACUUAACCCUUUUUAUAACUGUUUCGGAUGGCAUAUUUCUUCUUUAAUGCUGUAAAUUCUGCAUUUUCUCAGCACUAAAGUGCACCAGAAGAGUUAAUGCUGAACUGACUUGCAUCCCUUCAUGUUUCUCAGUUUGCGGAUUAUGAGGCUGAUGAAAUGUGAGUCUCAAACAUUCUGAGGGUGUUUUAACAGUUGCCAGUUUGAUUUUAACGUGCUGCUGCUGCAUGAGUCUGCAUUGCCAUAGUGGCCAGUGUAUCCAGGUGUGUGAGUGUGGUAGGCUGGUUACAUGUUCAAGGAGCCACACAAAGCUAGACACGAAGAUUCCUAAGGUUUUGAAGAUACUGACCUUUAGAAAUGUCCUGCUCAGACAGGCAUCCUAAAUCCUUGCCAUAGAUGCUGUUUUGAGGAGUAGGAUCUUGGAGGUCAGACCAACUGUUUCUUCAUUUCACUGUUUAGAAAAUCUUCAUUUCACUAUUUAGGAAAAUAGUGUUUUUUUUUUAAUAGUUAAUUUCAUGUCUCUUGAUGGUCUCUGGGAAUGAAAGGGUUGCUACUGUACUUCCUGAAUGUUAUUAAUGGCCACAUGGUUAGCUGUUUAAUCACUUAAUUCUAUAAAAAGUAAUGUUCUCCUGAUUUUGUGUAACUGCCCUAUGGAGUAGCUACUCCUGGUGAAAAUUUGAAACCUGUAUCACAGACUAAGUAUAGUAGAAUAAGGCCAACUACUAACCCAUCCUUAUAAACAUUUGUUUUAGUUUGAAAAUUUUUUUUUUUAAUCUGUACACUUAACAGUUUCAGAUCCAGUGGCGUCUGUUAGGAGGAUGACUUUAAUCAUUUCUAUAUUUGAUAGAAGGAAUAUUAAAAUCCAGGGGUUCUUGAUACUCAGCAGGUCAACACUGUGAGGAGCAUUCAGCUCAAGGUCAGGCCCCAAACUGUCCUGAGUUUUUCCUGCUUUCCAGUGAGUUGGCCAGAAGAGAGCUUUGCCAGGUAACUUCCUGAGCAGGGGUAAAGGGGACAGAAAAAUGCAUGUAUUCCAAUGGUGGGCCUCGGGCAUGAUGGUGCAGAUAGGGGAACAAGAUGGAAAGAUGAACAGGUAUAGCAGUGUAUGAGGGAAGUUGAUGUAGGCAGAAUAUUCCCUUUGUGAAUCUGAAAGCUGAGAGUUAGUAUCAUCAACAGAGAUAUGUACAGUCUUACCUUAUGAGGUCCUUGUCUUGUUUCCAACUCCCUCCCCUGCCAUUGUAAGUUAGCAGUUUGCUUUGGUUUCUCCAACACAUUAGCUUUCAUUAACUUGCCUCCAGGUGACGUUCGACUUUACACUUUUGUUAGGUCAUUGGUUACCUUUUAUUCCUGUUUCCUUCAAAGUAGUAGCUGUCAGUGCUCAGUGAGCCUUCAUAUGAACCAACACAGAACACACUUAGGUAGUUUCCACCUAGUUAGUGUAUGGCUUGGUAGAGUUGUAAAACAGGUGACCCAAUUAUUUAAGUAACUUUUUACUAAGAAAGUUUAGUGGAUUAAUAAGGUAGUUUAUUUUGAGAUCUCACAAAUAGUCCCCACAGCUAACAGCUACAGGAGACAAUUGUAAAACUUUGGUGUCAGUGAGCUGGCCCCCUGGGCUUGCUGAAUCCAGGAAUGUGAAGAAGACACCUGGGAAGGUCUUUGUACUUAACAGUCCCCAGCAGGGGCCUGUGGGUCAGCUGUUUUCUUCCCAUAUUAUUUAGUGUAAUGUGGGUAUAAUUUUUGUUUUUAAAGAUACCUGUUUGAUUUUCUGAAUACUUUAAAAUUCUGAAUUGUGUAUGUUGUCUUGGAGGGGAUAUAUGUAAUGAUGGGCCAGGCCUACACUAACUAGAGACUUAAUAUAUGUAAUAUUUCAUAGAUUGCAUGCAAUUAAUAGUCUGUGAGGAUACUAUUUUUUUUGUUUGUGAAUUCCCCCCCUUUUUUUUUAUAAAUUACAAGAUGUUAGUAGAAGUUCCAAGUAAACACAGAAAUCUAUGUGCUAUAUAAAAGGCAGCAAAGAUGAUCCAGUCUAAAACCUGCUGACCAGCAAGCAGCCAUUUUAUUUCAAUACAGGAAACCUUGAGGGGAUCUUUUCCACCCUCUAAGUAAUUAUUUUUGACUUAUGUCCAUCCCUUUCCCUUAUUUGGAAGAGAUAUUUGAAUGUCUUUCUCAGUAUUUUCCAUCUUUCUGCUAGCCCUCCCCAUCCUAGGUUUAGCAAGCACCUGUUUUUACUGUUCCCAAAUCAGUAGAUGGGGUGAGACAUUUUUAUCCCAUGUUUCCCCCUCCUGCUGCUAUUUUCCACCCAGCUAGAAUGUUUUCAUGCAUUUUUAGUAGUUAUCUGUAAUGUAUCUGUGCUCAUUAGCAGUCUUAUGUUGAUUAAAGAUUUUUCUGCUUGAGUUGUAUCAAAAUGAUGGUCGUUUGCUUUUAUCUUUUGUGUUUAUUUUCUUUUUAGCAGGUGAUCUUUCUGCAGUAAGAACUGUUUUGUUUUUAAUUAACUUUCUCCUUGGUGGAGAAUGUAAGCCAUGUCCUGAAGGCCACCUUUCCCCUUGAAAAGGGUUUGCAUGGAGGAAUGGGCAGGUUACUGUCAAAUCUUUGAAAAUAAUGGGGAUCUGAAUUACUUUCCACCAGUUCACUUUUGACCAUCUUUGGCCAAGAACUCCUGGUUUGUGUUAAGGUGAUGAUUAACUUUACAUGAAAUUACAGAAUUUUAGAGCUAGAUGAUUUUUGAAAUUCUUUUCAUUUUAUUGAUGAAGAUAGGUAUUUCAUUUCAGAUUAACAGCUAGUGGAGUCCCUGGUGCAACGCAGGCCGGUCUUCUUUCUGCAGUUGUGUUAAUUGAAUGUGCUUUGUCUUUUAAGAGUUCUACUUGAUUGAUGUCUUCAGGACGAUACUUGAAAAGCUGUGCCAUGUUACAGUAAACACCUUAAAAGUAUUCAGACUUCUUAAAGGAGCAUAGUAAGUGUAAUUUUAGUGAAAAAUAUUUUAACUUCUGAAACCACUUAAGUACAAAUGGUCUUUUCAAUACAGUGCAUGUAGCAUAAACAUUCAGCAACUGGUAGGAGCACAGCAACAAGCCCAAGCCCUUAUAAAACAGCUCAAAGGCAUUAUGCUCAUCUUAAGUUUCUUAUUGUGAAUCUCAAAAUUGAAUCAUGAAAUGACAGGGCCUAGCUGUGUAUAAAUGAUCCUUGCUAAAAUAUCUUUAAGGUUUUUGUAAAAAGCAAAACUUAUUUUCACAUUAAAACAGAUGUUUUUUGCAACCUCACAAUUCUAUGGAAAAGCAGUUUUUAUCAUAUUGUGUCCAUACAUCUUUUAACAAUUUCUGACCUGGCCAGUUGUACUUUAAGCCCCCAACGGGAGGUGUGGUAUUAUGAGUUGAGUGCAGGGAAACUUGAGGGAGCAGUUUGUUGCCAGUGAUGUUUUUGUGUGCCACCUCCAGAUGAGUGGGGGGGAACGUUUUUUAAUUUUGGAAUUGUAUUUGGCAUUGUUGAAUUGUUGCAGUGUACUACGAACUUGACCUAAAUAAAAUCCCACAAAGUAUAUUAAAGUGUCUUGUGAAUAAUGUGUUUAUGUACUCUAUAUACUAUAUAUAUAGUUUUGUGAUAAAGGAAAUCUGAGGAAUACUCCACUAACAUUUUUAAGUAUUUCCAAGAGAAGGGGCUGUGUAGUUUGAUUAAGAAAUGCAAGCCCUGAUAAACGUAGUCUCAAAGUUUAGUAUCCAACUUGUCGCUAUUCUGGAGUGAUACAGCUGGUUGCAAUGCUCUGUGGUUCUGUUGUCUUCACAGCCUGCUUUUACUGUACACUUCUUCCUCUGCAGCCAAACAGAGGCAGAUAUGACAGACGGUGAGUGAAGGAGCGCUUCUUUUACUGUAGUUUGAUGAAUACAUGUUCUGAUAUUAAAGCCUUGAAACAAAAAAACUUAAGUGUUUAGAUACUGCCAACAAACAGCAAAAUUAGGUAGGUUCUUAGCUGUCGUGCUCCAAGUAAAGUCCCCACGUUUAAAUGAAAUUCUACUUUUUUAUUAAGGAUUGUGUGAGGUGACAUAAAAAUGUAACUGAAAAAUUCACACUGACUGCUGUGCUAAUACAAUAGUUUACUGACAAGAAUGACUUGGAAUAUAACUUAAUCCAGCAGUAGAACAAAAACAUCAGUAGUAUGGAAUAUAUCUCUCUCAUAUAUCUAUAUAUAGCUAUAUAUAUAUAUUUAUAUCUAUAUAUAGGUUUGCACAAUCGGGGAGCAAGGCACAUAUGAAAUGAGCAAACAUUUGAACAGGAACGAAAAAAACAGCAAAAGGAAAGAAGUAACUUCAUUUUUACCAAACUCUUCAUAAUCAUUUGAAUGUCCUCUACUGAGUAAUUUAUAAUGCAGUUAUUUUGCCUUUUCAUGCUUUUAAAAAAGUAUAUUACUACAUUGUAUCUUUAUUGAUGACAAAGUUCCCACAGCCUAAGAGUCAAUGUCAGAUUUUUUUACAGAAAUGGGAAGACUGAAUCCCAAUUAAAUAUAUGUGCAAUUUUUCUACACAGUAAGUGUUUUUACAACAGUUAGCACAAUAAUGUAUUUUAAUGUACAUUUCUAUAAAAGGAAUUCACUAGUGGCUAAUAAAAGUAAGCAAAAUCAUCAGAAACAUUCCAGUUAGGAUUAUUUACAAGUUAGUGAAGAGGUGGGAUCAUGAAAAAAAAAUGGCAGUUUUUGGUAUUAGGUUACAAUCUAACAAUGGACAAUUCCCAAAAUGAAAAGAUUUUUUUCAAGUGGCACAAAAGCAUGUUCUGCCUAAGAAGAGGUUGAGGUUUCAGCAAUCAUGAGCUUGGUUAAUAUAUCCACGAUCAACACACUCAUGUCUACACCCAGCCACCUUUGCACACACAGAAGUCACCUCCACCCUGACUGGACUCACUUUUCUAAAUGUCUUUGGUAGAAAGUAGCCAGACUCCAGGUAGGUAGAUGAAGCCAUUUCCUUCCUGUAAGCCAGUCACCGUUUCUGCCCUAAUGAGAGACAUUUCCUUCUCUCCUUAGCACCUCAAAAGUUUGUGUGUUUUUAAUGCUAUUCCUCCAAGCGUUCAAGGCACUGGGGAUUAGAGCAGAUACUGUUUUGUCUUUUAAAUGGUUGAUUACUUCAACAAAGCAAAGAGCAAAGCAACUGGAGAUUCCCCCCCACCCCCAUCACAUGUUUAUGUUUUGCUUAAGUCUACAGCUAUGUUUCAGAUUUCUGUUACCCUUAGACCCUCCUACGGGCACAAAUACGAACCAAGCACUGUUUGGUUUGCAGACUGGUAAGGUGUGGAAUAUUUAGUUUUCUUGCAUCUCUGCGGAUUGAGUCUCAGCUUUGUGAGGAGUCACAUUCCUACAGGCUAAGGGGUAACCCAUCUCUUACCAGUGACAUAAAGUGUACAAACACAAAACUCAGUGCCAGAAGGCAUUUGCAAUCUAUAGUGGUAAUUUAGAAAAUAGAUACUGUCUCAUUAAGUGCAUAAAUCCAAGUUAUCUUACAAGGAAAAAUUUU
Molecule: messenger RNA, 7710 nt
Organism: Condylura cristata (star-nosed mole)
Lineage: Eukaryota; Metazoa; Chordata; Mammalia; Eulipotyphla; Talpidae
Gene: ABI2
Product: abl-interactor 2
Exons: 11
Coding region: 149-1759 (536 amino acids)
Cellular component (GO): lamellipodium
Molecular function (GO): SH3 domain binding
Source: RefSeq, a predicted model, not a curated record